Molecule: messenger RNA, 1324 nt
Organism: Branchiostoma belcheri (Belcher's lancelet)
Lineage: Eukaryota; Metazoa; Chordata; Leptocardii; Amphioxiformes; Branchiostomatidae
Product: G-protein coupled receptor 54-like
Exons: 5
Coding region: 1-1251 (416 amino acids)
Biological process (GO): neuropeptide signaling pathway
Cellular component (GO): membrane
Molecular function (GO): G protein-coupled peptide receptor activity
Source: RefSeq, a predicted model, not a curated record
AUGCCAGGUCACCAGUACAGGUACAUGUACGCUAUCCUGGGCUGUGUACUGCUGCUGGUCUCACCAGGACCGUGUGUGGACAGUAUGGAGGUCCGUACGGAUGGUGAGAGGGAGUUCAACAACACAAACACGACGACAACAGGCGUACCGCCCAUAGAGGUGACUGCCUACCUGAUGCCGACCAUCAGUGCAAUGGUGUUCCUGGUGGGUCUGACCGGCAACUCGCUGGUGAUCUACAUCGUGGCGCGGUACAGAGAGAUGCACACCGUCACUAACUACUACAUCUCCAACCUGGCCGUCACCGACCUGGCGUUCCUCACCUGCUGUCUGCCCUUCAGCGCCGCCAACUACGUCACGUUCGAGUGGAGACUGGGCCUGUUCACCUGCAAGUUUGUCAGCUACAUGAUGCAGGUGACGGUCCAGGCGACGUGCCUGACGCUGGCGGUGCUCAGUGUUGACCGGUACUGCGCCAUCGUCCACCCGGUCUCCUCCAUGGCCUUCAGGACCAAGAAGGUCGCCAAGAUCCUCUGCGCAUCCGUGUGGGCAGCGUCCGCCCUUCUGGGUAUCCCGGUAGCGAUGAACUACGAGCUUGUGGAGAAGGCGUACUACGGGCGGCGGACCUACUGCCAGGAGGUGUGGGUGUCUGAGUCCGGGCAGCGCGGGUACAUGCUGUACACCGUCCUGCUGGCGUACGUCCUGCCGCUGGCCUGCUGCGGAGCCUGCGGCGUGCUCAUCAUCCGCCGCCUGCUGACCCGCAUGGCCCGGGCCCCUGCCCAGCAGCCCAACCAGGCCCGGCAGACCCGGCGUACCACCUGCAUCAUCGUCAGCGUGGUGGUCAUUUUCGCCCUCUCCUGGCUCCCUAACCAUGCUAUCAACCUCUGGCGCGUCUUCAACCUAGAUGAAGAGAUAACAGACGCUAUCAGCGCACUCAAAACUGCAGCUCUCAUCCUCUCCUACUCCAACUCUGCUGUCAAUCCUUUCGUCUACACCCUGAUUGGUGAAAAUUACCGCAACUACUUGAAGAAGGCCGUUCGGUGCUCUAGAAAAUCUCAUCUGGAGUCACGGUCCGUUACCUUCACGUCUAAGAGAUGCUCGUACUUGAGCAGUUCUAAUAAGAAAAAGGCGACUGUCACCCUCACUAGUGUUCGUUUUGCACAAGGCAGUAAGCCAAUGAUAACAUCUUGUCUGGCGUCAGAACCUGUCCAAGGUUCGUUACAUGAUGUAGAGUACGGUGGUGAUACAUGUAUGUAAUACCUUGUAGUGUGUAUUUUGAUUUCAAGAUUUGAUCUAUAUCAUACUAGGCUACGCACAUGUACAAAGUAUG